Toxoplasma gondii ME49 is the source of this 843-nucleotide messenger RNA. RefSeq names its product ribosomal protein RPL12 (gene RPL12). Lineage: Eukaryota; Apicomplexa; Conoidasida; Eucoccidiorida; Sarcocystidae. Gene Ontology annotation, molecular function: structural constituent of ribosome; large ribosomal subunit rRNA binding. Gene Ontology annotation, cellular component: ribosome; cytosolic large ribosomal subunit. The transcript is spliced from 4 exons. Gene Ontology annotation, biological process: translation. Bases 173 to 670 code for a protein of 165 amino acids. The record is from RefSeq and is a predicted model, not a curated record.
CCAGUUUCUGUCGGUCGAAAGCGCUUUUGUGCGCCGAGGGGGUUUCGACUCUCUCUCUGCUGUAGCGUAGUUUACGCUUUUUCUUUUUUGGCCGGUCUCUUCUGGGCUCUCGUCUCUCUCGUCGUCCUCGCCGCGAUUCCCCCUGCCCCUCUGGACUUGCAGAGCCGAGAAGAUGGCGCCCAAAUUCGACCCCAGCGAAGUCAAAUACAUUUACCUCCGCCAGGUCGGCGGUGAAGUCGGGGCUUCGUCAGUUCUGGCGCCCAAGCUCGGUCCGCUUGGUAUGUCGCCGAAGAAGGUCGGUGAUGACAUUGCGAAGGCUACUGUUGCGUGGAAAGGCCUGAAGGUGACCGUGAAGCUCGCCGUCCAGAACAGACAGGCGACUGUUGAGGUCGUUCCUUCCGCCUCUUCCCUGAUCAUCAAGGAGCUGAAGGAGCCUCCGAGAGACCGCAAGAAGGUGAAGAACAUCAAGCACAGCGGCAACUUGUCUCUUGACCAAGUCUUCAGCAUUGCGAGAACGAUGAGGGCGAAGAGCCAGGCCUGGGAGUUCUCCGGCACCGUUAAAGAGAUCCUCGGGACCUGCAACUCCGUUGGCUGCACCGUCGAUGGCAAGAGCCCCAAGCAAGUGCAGCGGAUGCUGGACGAUGGCGAGAUCGACUGCCCCGAGGCUUAGAGUCCGCCGGUCUCGUUUGCUUCUCUUCUUCUCUGGCCUCUCUGUUCUCUACCUUGCCUUGUUGCGGUGUAUGUACACCUUGAGCUCGUCUGCGUGCUUCGGAAUGUGAACCGUGUGUGCUUCUGAGCGUGGAGGCGAACGAAAAGUAAUAAGCUGAAAGUGUUGUUCCGUCA